GACACUCGCACAGGCACACUCUCACGCCGCCGUCGGCCUCGCUACUCGGCUGCCGCGCAGAUCCCCCAAACCGAACGAGCAUCGAGGUCCGCCGCCGCCGGCCGCCCACUGGUCUCGCCCGACAUGGCCGCCGCCGCCGCAUCCCUCUCCCAUCUCCUCCUCGCGCCCAAACCCAAAGCCCAACCAGAUCCCCCGCCUCUCCGCUCCCGCCGCAGGCGCCCUGCCCCCGCGAUCUCUGCCGCGGCCUCCGACCUCCUCUCCCCCGCCCCCUCCCUCAAGUCCUGCCUCGCCGCCGGGGCCUCUUCCUCCUCUCCUUCUCCCCCACCCUCGCCGAGCUCGCCGCCCUGUAGGCCAGCAUGGGGUACCUGUGGGAAGAGCAGUAUAAUGUGCCCCAAGUCAAGGGUCAACGACUUAGAGAUGGACCACAGAUGAUUCAGCUGAGCUUGGAUGGAAAGAGGAUAGACGUAACCAACUCACUUUUCAGCCGAUGGGAUGAGCAGUUCUAUGGUGAUGAUCUUGUUUUUUUUUUCAAAAUGAAUGAUGAUGAUCUUGUGAAGAAGGGCUCCCACAUGUUGCAGAUUGAUGUCGACACUGAGAAAGGAGGCCUGGCUAUCAACCCCAACUUCUUUGUCGACUUUGGUACCGAGCCCGACGGACCCGCCUUGGCCCAUGAGAUGAGAUAUCCUGGCGGGGACUGCACCUCUGAUAUAUGGAUCUAAGAUCAAGGAUUCAGCAUGACAGGCAGCUUGAGAUCCAUUCUGUUGUAUGCACUGUCAUUAACAUGGUUGAGCUGCAGUGUUUAAUUAUGUAUUGAGACUAUUAUCGGUGGAAUAAGUCAUAGUUCCAUGAGCUUGAGCUAAUAAAAGAAGUCCCAAUUCUGAA
Messenger RNA from Panicum virgatum (switchgrass), 882 nucleotides. RefSeq names its product selenium-binding protein 3-like. The record is from RefSeq and is a predicted model, not a curated record. The transcript is spliced from 2 exons. Gene Ontology annotation, molecular function: selenium binding. The coding region runs from base 357 to 719 and encodes 120 amino acids. Lineage: Eukaryota; Viridiplantae; Streptophyta; Magnoliopsida; Poales; Poaceae.